Molecule: messenger RNA, 1313 nt
Organism: Cucurbita pepo subsp. pepo (vegetable marrow)
Lineage: Eukaryota; Viridiplantae; Streptophyta; Magnoliopsida; Cucurbitales; Cucurbitaceae
Source: RefSeq, a predicted model, not a curated record
AUGGAAUCCCACCAAAACAAACUUAACGAACACCAUUUCCCACCGGAGCAUUGUUCGCUCACCGAUCAACCUCCACUGUCCGCUUCACCGGUGCCCGAACUCUCCUCUGAGAAUGCCCCCUCCGCCGUCAAUUCAUUACGCCGUCGGACCUCUGCUCGCCGCAGUAUCACAGGCGAGAUUCCCAGUUCAGAUUCCUCUAUCAGUUCCCUAACGAGUUCAAUCGAUGGAAAAAACCCAGAACUCGAGGGAUCAGAGUCUUUAUCCCUUCAAGUUAGCUCGUCGCCAGGUUCGUGUAGCGCAAAUGAAGAGAAUACAGAGGUGUCGACCAUGACUACCGCGGAGAUUAACUCGGACGGCGAAUUGGGCGUAGCGUAUGUCAUAAGAAAGUUGUUGGGGGUUUGGGAAGUUGUAAUUGCUGUGGUGGGUCCAGCGGUAUCUGCACGAGUUGAGGAUUGCAAGUAUCUUUGGAAGGUUGGACACCGCUGUGCGUGGGGUUUGAUAUGGUCGGCCUCUGUUUAUAUCAUUUUAUGUGCCCUCUUGGUUUCCGCGCUUAUAUUUAGUGCGUUUCUUAUGAGGUUCAUAGUCCAGGAGCCUGCGAAGAUCAAAGAAGUAAUAAACUUCGACUACACCAAACACAGCCCCGAGGCUCUGGUGCCAAUCUUGCCUGAUUCAAAUCAUCCUCCACAGCCUACCGGGAAGACCCAGUUGCGGGGUGUUCCCCUGCAUCAUCAAUUUCAUGUCAUUGUCUCACUAACAUUGCCAGAGUCUGAUUACAAUCGAAAUCUUGGGGUUUUCCAGGUAAGAGUUGACUCUCUUUCUGCUAGCGGUGACAUUCUUGCAACCUCGAGGCAUCCAUGCAUGUUACAGUUUAAAAGUGAGCCCCUUCGCCUUUUGCUGACUAUCCUGAAGCUUGCGCCUCUUGUUACUGGGUAUGUAUCAGAGUCACAGACUCUGAACCUUGAGCUUAAAGGCUUCACCCAAGGAGAUAUACCGACUGCCUGUCUAAGGGUUACAAUUGAACAGCGAGCAGAGUUCAAUGAUCGUGGUGCUGGCAUACCCGAAAUAUAUGAUGCAUCCAUAAUCAUUGAAUUCGAGCUUCCCCCGUUUAAAAGGAUUGUAUGGUGGUGGAGGAAGAUUAUCUAUAUAUGGGUUAGCAUGGUAUCGUUUAUGAUGUUGUUGCUUUUUACGCUGCUCUGUUUUAGUCCGAGAAGCCUUCCUGGAAUAUGGGAUGGAUCUGCUGAUGCAAGCUCCACCAGCAACCACAUCUCGGUACAAGAUUAGAUUAGAACAGCCCCACCCCUUAUCCAAAUGUU